Messenger RNA from Bufo bufo (common toad), 7164 nucleotides. Its product is annotated as zinc finger protein 208-like. The record is from RefSeq and is a predicted model, not a curated record. NCBI's taxonomy places the organism in Eukaryota, Metazoa, Chordata, Amphibia, Anura, Bufonidae. Gene Ontology annotation, molecular function: RNA polymerase II cis-regulatory region sequence-specific DNA binding; DNA-binding transcription factor activity, RNA polymerase II-specific. The coding region runs from base 14 to 6907 and encodes 2297 amino acids. Gene Ontology annotation, biological process: regulation of transcription by RNA polymerase II. The transcript has 12 exons.
ACUCACCAACAAGAUGAUUGAGCUGCUGACUGGAGAGGUUCCUAUAAGGUGUCAGGAUGUCACCGUCUAUUUCUCCAUGGAGGAGUGGGAGUAUGUAAAAGGACACACAGAUCUGUACAAGGACAUCAUGAUGGUGGAUCACCGGCCUCUCAAAUCACCAGUUAUGGAAGAGAGAACAUCACCCAAGAGAUGUCCCAGUCCACAUCUUCCACAGGAUAAUUCAGAAGAACAUCACUAUGUCCCACAGGAUGAUCAGAUUGUCAAUCCAGGUGAAGAUCUGAACAUUAUAUAUGUUACAGAGACAUAUGUGAGGGGUGAUGAGCAGAGUACAGAGGACAUUCCUGCAGAUAACCGCCCAGAUGACUGUACCAGGAACUUAGAGAAACAUCUGAUAUCUUCAGAUUUUGAAGUAGAUGAAUGUCGCAUCACACGAGAUACAUUUGACGAGCAUACCAAUAUCCAAGAUAUACCCUCAUCCAAUCACAGCCACAAUGCAUCAUUUGAUUCUUUUAAACAGGUCCGAUCUUCUGAUUCAUCACAGACUGUAAUACAGAAAAGUCGCCGAAGAGGUGUUAAACAUCAAACAGCUCAUGUAAGAGGGAAGCCAUUUUCAUGUUCAGAAUGUGGAAAAUGUUUUAGAUUUAUAUCUCAUAUUGUUAGACAUGAGAGAACUCACACAGGGGAGAAGCCAUAUUCUUGUUCAGAAUGUGGGAACUGUUUUGUCCACAAAUCAACUCUUGAUGCCCAUCAGAGAAUUCACACAGGGGAGAAGCCAUUUUCAUGUUCAGAAUGUGGUAAAUGUUUUAAUCGGAAAUCAGUUCUUGUUAUACAUCAGAGAAAUCACACAGGGGAGAAGCCAUUUUCAUGUUCAGAAUGUGGGAAAUGUUUUCACCAAAAAUCACAUCUUGUUAUACAUCAGAGAAAUCACACAGGGGAGAAGCCAUUUUCAUGUUCAGAAUGUGGGAAUUGUUUUAAGAAUAAAACAGGUCUUGUUAUACAUCAGAGAAAUCACACAGGGGAGAAGCCGUUUUCAUGUUCAGAAUGUGGGAAUUGUUUUAAGAAUAAAACAGGUCUUGUUAUACAUCAGAGAAAUCACACAGGGGAGAAGCCGUUUUCAUGUUCAGAAUGUGGGAAAUGUUUUAAGCAGAAACCAGCUCUUGUUAGACAUGAGAGAAUUCACACAGGGGAGAAGCCAUUUUCAUGUACAGAAUGUGGGAAAUCUUUUAAGAAUAAAUCAGAUCUUGUUAGACAUGAGAGAAUUCACACAGGGAAGAAGCCAUUUUCAUGCGCAGAAUGUGGGGAAUGUUUUAAGAAAAAAUCAUCUCUAGUUAGACAUCAAAAUACUCACAUACGGGAGAAGCCAUUUUCAUGUUCAGAAUGUGGGAAAUGUUUUCACCAACAAUCACAUCUUGUUAUACAUCAGAGAAAUCACACAGGGGAGAAGCCAUUUUCAUGUUUAGAAUGUGGGAAAUGUUUUCACCAACAAUCACAUCUUGUUAUACAUCAGAGAAAUCACACAGGGGAGAAGCCAUUUUCAUGUUCAGAAUGUGGGAAAUGUUAUAAGCAAAAAUCAGCUCUUGUUGUACAUCAGAGAAAUCACACAGGAGAGAAGCCAUAUUCAUGUUCAGAAUGUGGGAAAUGUUAUAAGCAAAAAUGGGCUUUUAUUGUACAUCAGAGAAAUCACACAGGAGAGAAGCCAUUUCCAUGUUCAGAAUGUGGGAAAUCUUUUCACAAUAAAUCAGGUCUUGUUAUACAUCAGAGAAAUCACACAGGGGAGAAGCCAUUUUCAUGUUCAGAAUGUGGGAAAUGUUUUAAGCAGAAAUCACAUCUUGUUGAACAUCAGAGAAAUCACACAGGAGAGAAGCCAUUUUCAUGUUCAGAAUGUGGUAAAUGUUUUAAGAUGAAAUCAGAUCUUGUUAUACAUCAGAGAACUCACACAGGGGAGGAGCCAUUUUUAUGUUCAGAAUGUGGUAAAUGUUUUACCAAUACAUCAUCUCUAUUUAAACAUCAGAGAACUCACACAGGAGAGAAGCCAUUUUCAUGUUCAGAAUGUGGUAAAUGUUUUAACUAUAAAUCAGCUCUUGAUACACAUCAGAAAAUUCACACAGGAGAGAAGCCAUUUUCAUGUUCAGAAUGUGGUAAAUGUUUUAACCAUAAAUCAGCUCUGGUUAUACAUCAGAACAUUCACACAGGAGAGAAGCCAUUUUCAUGUUCAGAAUGUAGGAAAUGUUUUAAGCAUAAAUCAACUCUUGUUAUACAUCAGAGAAUUCACACAGGAGAGAAGCCAUAUCCAUGUUCAGAAUGUGGUAAAUGUUUUAGGCAGAAAUCGACUUUUGUUGUACAUCAGAGAAUUCACACAGGGGAGAAGCCAUUUUCAUGCUCAGAAUGUGGUAAAUGUUAUAAGUAUAAAUCAGCUCUUGUUGCACAUCAGGGAAGUCACACAGGGAAGAAUCCAUUUUCAUGUUCAGAAUGUGAGAAAUGUUUUGAGUAUAAAUCAGCUUUUGUUACACAUCAGAGAAGUCACACAGGGGAGAAGCCAUUUUCAUGUUCAGAAUGUGAUAAAUGGUUUAGGCAGAAAUCGUCUCUUGUUAUACAUCAGAGAAAUCACACAGGGGAGAAGCCAUUUUCAUGUUCAGAAUGUGGUAAAUUGUAUAAGCAUAAAACAUCUCUUGUUAUACAUCAGAGAAAUCACACAGGGGAGAAGCCAUUUUCAUGUUCAGAAUGUGGUAAAUGUUUUUUAAAAAAAUCAAAUCUUGUUAUACAUCAGAGAAAUCACACAGGAGAGAAGCCAUAUUCAUGUUCAGAAUGUGCUAAAUGUUUUAAGCAAAGAUCAGAUCUUGUUGCACAUCAGAGAAAACACACAGGAGAGAAGCCAUAUUCAUGUUCAGAAUGUGGUAAAUGUUUUAGGCAGAAUUCGCCUUUUGUUGUACAUCAGAGAAUACACACAGGGGAGAAGCCAUAUUCAUGUUCAGAAUGUGGUAAAUGUUUUAACAAUAAAUCAGCUCUUCGUAGCCAUAAGAUAAUUCACACAGGAGAGAAGCCAUAUUCAUGUUCAGAAUGUGGGAAAUGUUUUAAGCAGAAAUCACAUCUUGUUGCACAUCAGAGAUAUCACACAGGAGAGAAGCCAUUUUCAUGUUCAGAAUGUGGUAAAAGUUAUCACCAAAAAUCGCAUCUUGUUACACAUCAGAGAAUUCACACAGGAGAGCAGCCAUUUUCAUUUUCAUGUUCAGAAUGUGGAAAAUGUUUUAGAUUUAAAUCAGAAUUAGUGAUACAUCAGAGAAUUCACACAGGGGAGAAGCCAUUUUCAUGCUCAGAAUGUGGAAAAUGUUUUAAGAAGAAAUCAGCUCUUGUUAUACAUCAGAGAGUUCAUACAGGGGAGAAGCCAUUUUCAUGCUCAGAAUGUGGGAAAUGUUUUAAGGAUAAAUCAGGUCUUGUUACACAUCAGAGAAUUCACACCGGGGAGAAGCCAUUUUCAUGUUCAGAAUGUGGGAAAUGUUUUAACAGUAAAUCAGAUAUUGUUAUACAUCAGAGAAGUCACACAGGAGAGAAGCCAUAUCCAUGUUCAGAAUGUGGAAAAUGUUUUAAGAAGAAAUCAGCUCUUGUUAUACAUCAGAGAGUUCAUACAGGGGAGAAGCCAUUUUCAUGUUCAGAAUGUGGGAAAUGUUUUAAGGAUAAAUCAGGUCUUGUUACACAUCAGAGAAUUCACACCGGGGAGAAGCCAUUUUCAUGUUCAGAAUGUGGGAAAUGUUUUAAGGAUAAAUCAGGUCUUGUUACACAUCAGAGAAUUCACACCGAGGAGAAGCCAUUUUCAUGUUCAGAAUGUGGGAAAUGUUUUAAGUAUAAACAAGGUCUUGUUACACAUCAGAGAAUUCGCACAGGAGAGAGUCCAUAUCCAUGUUCAGAAUGUGGUCAAUUUUUUAACAGUAAAUCACAUAUUGUUAUACAUCAGAGAACUCACACAGGAGAGAAGCCAUUUUCAUGCUCAGAAUGUAGUAAAUGUUUUAAGCAUAAAUCAAAUCUUGUUGUACAUCAGAGAGUUCACACAGGGGAGAAACCAUUUUCAUGUUCAGAAUGUGGGAAAUGUUUUAAGCAGCAAUCAGCUCUUAUUACACAUCAGAGAAAUCACACAGGGGAGAAGCCAUUUUCAUGCUCAGAAUGUGGGAAAUGUUUUAAGCAUAAAUCAAAUCUUGUUUCACAUCAAACACCUCACGUAAGAGGGAAGACAUUUUCAUGUUCAGAAUGUGGAAAAUGUUUUAGAUUUAAAUCUAAGAUUGUUACACAUCAGAGAAGUCACACAGGAGAGAAGCCAUUUUCAUGCUCAGAAUGUGGGAAAUGUUUCAACAGGAAAUCAAAUCUCGUUACACACCAGAGAAGUCACACAGGAGAGAGGCCAUUUUCAUGCUCAGAAUGUGGGAAAUGUUUUAAGCAUAAAUCAGCUCUUGUUACACAUCAGAGAAUUCACACAGGGGAGAAGCCAUUUUCAUGUUCAGAAUGUGGUGAAUGUUUUAAGCAGGAAUCACAUCUUGUUGUACAUCAGAGAAUUCACACAGGAGAGAAGCCAUUUUCAUGCUCAGAAUGUGGGAAAUGUUUUUAUCAGAAAUGGUCUCUUGUUGUACAUCAGAGAAUUCACACAGGGGAGAAGCCAUUUUCAUGUUCCGAAUGUGGUAAAUGUUUUAACCAGAAAUCAGCUCUUGUUACACAUCAAACAGCUCACAUAAAAGAGAAGCCAUUUUCAUGUUCAGAAUGUGGAAAAUGUUUUAGAUGUAAAUCAGCUCUUGUUAUUCACCAGAGAAUUCACACAGGGGAGAAGCCAUAUUCAUGUUCAGAAUGUGGGAAAUGUUUUAAGCGGAAAUCAGCUAUUGUUAUUCACCAGAGAAUUCACACAGGAGAGAAGCCAUAUUCAUGUUCAGAAUGUGGGAAAUGUUUUAGCCAAAAAUCUGAACUUGUCACACAUCAGAGAAUUCACACUGGGGAGAAGCCAUUUUCAUGUUCAGAAUGUGGGGAAUGUUUUAAGCAGAAAUCGGCUCUUGUUGUACAUCAGAGAAAUCACACAGGGGAGAAGCCAUUUUCAUGUUCAGAAUGUGGGGAAUGCUUUAAGCAGAUAUCGGCUCUUGUUGUACAUCAGAGAAAUCACACAGGGGAGAAGCCAUCAUAUUCAUGUUCAGAAUGUGUGAAAUGUUUUAAGAGGAAAUCAGCUCUUGUUAUUCAUCAGAGAAUUCACACAGGAGAGAAGCCAUAUUCAUGUUCAGAAUGUGGGAAAUGUUUUAGCGUAAAAUCUGAACUGGUCAGAGAUCAGAGAAUUCACACAGGGGAGAAGCCAUUUUCAUGUUCAGAAUGUGGGAAAUGUUUUAAGAUGAAAUCAGAACUUGGUAUUCAUCAGAGAAUUCACACAGGGGAGAAGCCAUAUUCAUGUUCAGAAUGUGGGAAAUGUUUUAAGAUGAAAUCAGCUCUUGUUAUUCACCAGAGAAUUCACACAGGAGAGAAGCCAUAUUCAUGUUCAGAAUGUGGGAAAUGUUUUAGCGUAAAAUCUGAACUGGUCAGACAUCAGAGAAUUCACACAGGGGAGAAGCCAUUUUCAUGUUCAGAAUGUGGGAAAUGUUUUAAGAUGAAAUCAGAACUUGGUAUUCAUCAGAGAAUUCACACAGGGGAGAAGCCAUAUUCAUGUUCAGAAUGUGAUAUGCGUUUCAACCAUAAAUCAUCUCUUGUUAACCAUCAAAAAACUCACGUAAAAGAGAAGCCAUUUUCAUGUUCAGAAUGUGGAAAAUGUUUCAACCGUAAACCAGAUCUUGUUAUACAUCAGAGAAAUCACACAGGAGAGAGGCCAUUUUCAUGUUCAGAAUGUGGGAAAUGUUUCAACCGUAAACCAGAUCUUGUUAUACAUCAGAGAAAUCACACAGGAGAGAGGCCAUUUUCAUGUUCAGAAUGUGGGAAAUGUUUCAACCGUAAACCAGAUCUUGUUAUACAUCAGAGAAUUCACACAGGAGAGAAGCCAUUUUCAUGUUCAGAAUGUGGAAAAUGUUUUAAGAGUAAACCAGAAUUUGUUAUACAUCAGAGAAUUCACACAGGGGAGAAGCCAUUUUCAUGUUCAGAAUGUGGGAAAUGUUUUUACCUGAAAUCAUUUCUUGUUACACAUCAGAGAAAUCACACAGGAGAGAGGCCAUUUUCAUGUUCAGAAUGUGGGAAAUGUUUUAACAGUAAAUCAACUCUUGAUAGACAUCAGAGAAUUCACACAGGGGAGAAGCCAUUUUCAUGUUCAGAAUGUGGGAAAUGUUUUUACCAGAAAUCAUUUCUUGUUACACAUCAGAGAAAUCACACAGGAGAGAGGCCAUUUUCAUGUUCAGAAUGUGGGAAAUGUUUUAACAGUAAAUCAACUCUUGAUAGACAUCAGAGAAUUCACACAGGGGAGAAGCCAUUUUCAUGUUCAGAAUGUGGGAAAUGUUUUAACAAUAAAUCAGAUCUUGUUAUACAUCAGAGAAUUCACACAGGGGAGAAGCCAUUUUCAUGUUCAGAAUGUGGGAAAUGUUUUAAAAGUAAUUCAAGUCUUGUUCUACAUCAGAGAAAUCACACAGGAGAGAGGCCAUUUUCAUGUUCAGAAUGUGGGAAAUGUUUUAACAAUAAAUCAGAUCUUGUUAUACAUCAGAGAAUUCACACAGGGGAGAAGCCAUUUUCAUGUUCAGAAUGUGGGAAAUGUUUUAAAAGUAAUUCAAGUCUUGUUCUACAUCAGAGAAAUCACACAGGAGAGAGGCCAUUUUCAUGUUCAGAAUGUGGGAAAUGUUUUAACAGUAAAUCAACUCUUAAAAGACAUCAGAGAAUUCACACAGGGGAGAAGCCAUUUUCAUGUUCAGAGUGUGAUAUGUGUUUCAACCAUAAAGCAUCUCUUGUUAAUCAUCAAAAUACCCACGUAUAAGAGAAGCCAUCGUCAUGCUUAGCCUGUUAGUGACCUCCCUUAUGUGUUUUAUAGUGGUCACUAACUGGCUUUAUUCCUUCAGAUACUCCUUUUUACAGAGAGAUAAAACAACGCCUUGCUUUCAGUUACCAGUGGUAGCUGAGGGUUUGGAGCGAUGAUUGGGACUAGAGUUGAGCGGACACCUGGAUGUUCGGGUUCGACGAGUUCGGCCGAACUUCACAAAAAAGUUCGAGUUCGGGACCCGAACUUGACCCCUA